Messenger RNA from Bactrocera dorsalis (oriental fruit fly), 3147 nucleotides. RefSeq lists its product as uncharacterized. NCBI's taxonomy places the organism in Eukaryota, Metazoa, Arthropoda, Insecta, Diptera, Tephritidae. The transcript has 3 exons. The record is from RefSeq and is a predicted model, not a curated record. Bases 672 to 3116 code for a protein of 814 amino acids.
UUUUAACCACGGUUAUUUUAGUGUCGACAAGUACUAUUUGAAACCUUUUGGUCGACUACUUUUUGCAGUUAUCGACUUGGAUUAACACGACAGGAAUACAUCGAUGAAUUAAAACCGUUAUAAAGCAAACUCACAAGAUUUCAUAAAUGAAGAUACAGAGAGUAAGUUCGAUAUUGAUUUUCACUCAGUAGCGAGUUUCAUAAAAAUUAUCAAAAAUCAGUUACUGUAUCAAAAAAUCCUGGCGCAGGAUUGUCACAAGUUACUCGGUGAUUCUUUGGCUAUCAAUCUUGAAAACUAUUUUUAUAAAAAAAAACUGGCGCAGGCGUGCGAAAAAGAAGACAAAUUUUAUAUCGAUUAUGUAAUCUAUCAAUAUCCAAUUAUUUAUAGAUUGCCACUACGCUUACAACUUAUAUUUAUCAAUACAAUCAAAAUCGAAAUUCGAAAAAAUUCAAUAUUGUUUUUUUUUUCAUAAAUCAUGACAGUUAAAAAAUAGAAGCUGAAAAUAAUUUACGCAUUUUUUUAGAAAUAUUUUUUACUGCUAUUUUUUUACAAUUUUUUUUUUAAUAUUUUUUAUACGCGUCCUCAUUUGGAAGGAUUUGAACUCCCGACUGAUUCGAUCUGCAGUCUAAAUUCCGUCAUAAUUUCUUUUGUUUGCUCCAAACGGCAGGGAAAUGCAAAAGAGAAGCUUGGGCAGUCAACCAAGCUUGGCCAGUCAACCAAUCACAGUCACAAGUAAUUUGGACAAUAACCCUGGAUUAUCCGAAACAUACUUAAGAUGUAUGCAGGAGAGUACUGUAGGCGUUUUUCCCGAAGACAAGGGUGCAAUGAAUGCUUAUGAAGUGUAUAAAAGUUCUGCGGAGACGAGGUUAAUGAAAAGUGAGGCUGAUAAAAGGAUAUAUGCUGAUGCGCUUAUACAUCCGCCAGGUUUCGCACCUUUAUGGUAUUUAUGUGCAAAAGUUUUAUCGAAAAUGUACGAGCCGAACGAACUGAUCGAUUUAGUUAAGAAUGAUCCGAUUAUAAUGAGAACCUACUAUGAAACGCUGAGCCUUGAUCUACCUUUGGAGAAAUGUUACUAUAUAGAAGAUGAAAGCUAUUGGAAACGUUAUGUUUUGACUCGUCACAAUGAUCCGGGCUUGCAAGUUAAGAAAAUCGAUUGGAAAAAUAAGGGAAUCACAAUGAAAUUCGAAAAAUACCUGCAACAAUUAAGUGUGGGAUAUUUUGAUGAAGUUGAGAUGGAGAGUUUAGCAGAUAAAAUUAAAUUUUACGUAACCGAUUUACAUAUUGAACGUUUGCGAUCGAUAGAUGAGCGCAAUCUACUCAAGCAUAUAAGAAGCGAUGAGAUAUGUUCCUCAUCGGGCUCAUCGUCGACUAUUCCCAGUAGUAAUGUUAGCGCGGAAGAACACCUCGAAGCGGAAGUGGAUGAAGAUACUGAAAGUAGAAUUGAGGGAAGUAGGAAAAGCAGCAUGCGAAGUUCACAAUCUGGUUCAAAUAAACAUGUUUUGUUGAGUCCAAUAAUGAGCCAACCGUUGCAUACUGUCCGGGGAUUUUCAAGUGUAACAAGUGUCUACUCAACUUGGAAUUACAAUUCGAGAUCAAUUACUAGUUUGUGGUAUGACGGUGACGAUACCGAGUAUGAAGAUAAAUUAAUAAGGAAGGAAAGGAGGGCGGCACAACGUUUAAAGCGACAAAAGCGGGCCGAAUGCAAAGAAGACAAACGAAACGCGGAAGAGCGGGCGAAGGUUGAAGCCGAGGCAGCUGCUAAAGCGGCCGAAGAGAAAGCAGCAAAGGAGAGAUUGGCUAAAAGAAGAGCGGCAAGGCAAAAGAAGAAAGGUGAUGAUGAAAUGAUCAGUGUAUUCGAUAUGAAAGUUGAGCCGCCAGAAGAGGAAGAAGACAUUAUUGCUUUGAACGCACUAAAUAAAGAUAGAAUAAGGCAACUCCAAGUGGCAAUGAGGGACCCAGCGAUUGUAGAUUAUUGCCAUCAUGUAGAUUUGCGUCUACUUAAGUAUUUUCCAUACUUGAAUACCUUGCGCAUUGAGUUCAAUGGUCCGCCGCCACCAGCCAAAUAUGAGGAUUGGCAUUAUCAUAUCAGUACUCGUGACAUCGAACGAUUGGCUGAGGGCCUAAGAAGUUUAAGUGGUCUGCAAGUCUUUCGGCUACGCAAUAGUCGUUUGAAUGCACAUAAGCUAUUUUUACUCACCAGAAGUCUGAAGACAAUUCACUCCUUGAAAAUAGUUGAUUUCAGCUACGAUAAUUUAAAGGAUGAUUGCGGUGAGGGCCUUCAUGAACUUUUCCAACGAACUACCUCAAUUGUAUCACUCGAUCUAACCGGUAAUGAGCUCGGCGCUGAAUCGAUUUGCGAUUUGGCGAGAGCACUCGGCGGUUACGAUGGUUGCUGUCAGUAUUUGAGUUUGGCCCACAGCACUUUAAAUACUGACGCGAUGAAUUUGUUUUGCUUGCACAUUGCCAAUACGGACCAGGUGCGAGAAUUAUGCUUGCGUGGCGCUAUAAUCUCCCAAGAGGGGAUCAAAAAUUGUAUUGCCCAGCAACUGAUACCUUAUCAUAGAGUAUUACGGGCCAUUGAUAUGUCGGGAGUUAUAAUCGAUACCGAUGUUGCAUGUGAAAUACUAAAGUCAUUAAGGAAUAACUAUAAAAUACGAAGGUUUGAUGUACGCGGUUGUGACUUACCUGCCGAAUUGGAGGUCGACUUCGAAAUUCUGGUUAAUCGUAAUAAAUUCCUCUUUAUUUAUCCAGCUAUUGGCGAUACCAGGAUAUCUAUAACAGAUAUUGAUCAAUCUCUUAAAAAAACAAGAAACAAAAUCCUUUUACGCGCAAUAGAAGCGGUAGAAGCGAAAGAAGAGUGCUUGAAGUUGCGCCCGAAAUUAUUUCAUCGCGAUAGUGAAGCACCAAGUUCUAUAUUUGAUUUCCAUCUAGAACAGAUAAACUACGAAGAAAAAGAAGAAGAAGAAGGAGGCGCCGAAGCAGAACUAUACGAAGAAGAGAGCUUAAGUUCGACUACAAAAUUCCAUACCGAAGAUCCAAAUAAGUUUAACAAAAAAGAAAUUAUGUCACGCUUUUGGUAUUUUGACAUACCAAGAGGACCACAUCCAAAUUAUUAACGAAUAAAAAUAUGUUUAUUUAACAAUGACG